Molecule: messenger RNA, 2770 nt
Organism: Anopheles stephensi (Asian malaria mosquito)
Lineage: Eukaryota; Metazoa; Arthropoda; Insecta; Diptera; Culicidae
Gene: sip1
Product: septin-interacting protein 1
Exons: 1
Coding region: 38-2689 (883 amino acids)
Biological process (GO): spliceosomal complex disassembly
Cellular component (GO): U2-type post-mRNA release spliceosomal complex
Molecular function (GO): nucleic acid binding
Source: RefSeq, a predicted model, not a curated record
UGCCACUGUCAAAUCGACCCCAAACAUAAACAAUCCGAUGCAAAACCGGCCGAAAAAAUCGAGUCAAUUUCAGCGAAAGCCGUACAAAAGUUCACCUGUGCGCUCGAUUCUUCUACUAACCAAUCUCACCAUGGACGACGAAGAGUACGAACGCUUCGAAAUCACCGAUUACGAUCUGGACAACGAGUUUAACCCAAACCGAGGCCGUCGGCGUCCUACAAAGCAUCAGCAGAUCUACGGCAUCUGGGCGGACGAUGAUUCCGAGAACGAAGGCGACGAAGGCACCUCCACUGGUGGAGGUCGACGCAGAGGACGCCAGGUCGGUAAGAAACCGAAGGACUACUCUGCCCCGAUUGGUUUCAUUGCCGGUGGUAUUCAGCAGUCGGGCAAAAAGCCUGACCCGGCCCAAGAACGCAAAGCAUCCGACGAGGACGAUGAAGGUGAUGAAGAUGACUCAAGGCCAAGGUUUGGUUCGAAAGUUAAACCAAGCGGUAGCAAUACAUCGUCCGAAUCGGAAGAGGAAAAACCUCCCGUGCAUGAUAUGCGAUCGAUGGCCGGUUUUCGAACGUUUAGCAGCGCUCCGGCGAUGGCAGCCAAAGGUGGUAAAAACAUGGCCAACUGGGAGCAGCACACGCGUGGCAUCGGUGCGAAGCUGCUGUUGCAGAUGGGCUAUCAACCAGGCAAAGGUCUGGGAAAAGAUUUGCAGGGCAUUUCAGCGCCAAUCGAGGCACAUCUGCGCAAGGGCCGUGGUGCUAUCGGUGCGUACGGUCCGGAGAAAAAGACAGUCGUCGCGGAUGCGAAACUGAAGCAAAAGCAGGAUGAUUCGAAGGCAUUGCCGGCGGGCAGUGCGGAGGAGGAAAGCGGACAGUGGCGCAAGGAUGGCAAGCAAGGUAAAUCACGCUACUUUUACAAAUCCGUGGAGGACGUUAUUGAGAAGGGUAAGAAAUCAACGUUAUCAACGUAUGCGCCGUUUGAUAAGACUGCCUCGAAGCUGAGCCAGGUGACGGUAAUCGAUAUGACUGGGCCGGAAAAGCGUGUCCUCAGCGGGUAUCAUGCCCUCGGCCAAGCGAAGGUGAUCGACGAGGAACUGUACGAGCCGGGACUGACUGGUAGUAAAGCAGCUACCACCCCUAAAGAAAUGACUCACUUUUCCCUGCCCGAACUGAUGCACAAUCUUAAUCUGAUGGUAGACUACUGCGAACAGGACAUCAUCGCGAUUGAUAAGCAAAAGUGUGAAGCUAAAGAUCGCGAAGAGCAGCUGCUGCACGAGAAGCAAAAUUUGAUACGUAUAAGCGAGCUGGAGAAGGAUUAUCUUCACACGCUGGAGGGAGCGCUUGAGCUGGUGCGGGCACUGGUCGAACCGCCGGCUGACGGACCGAUUGAGCUGGAAGAAUGUGAGAGAAUCUUCGUGCGCCUGUACGCAGAAUAUCCGGCCGAAUGUAAAGAGUUUGGUCUGUCGGACCUAGCGGCAGGUGUGGUUGCUCCACUGAUUGCCGCUCGGCUUAAAGAAUGGACACCGUUCAGCGAACCGACGCGCCAUUUGGACGUGUUUAAGCGGUGGAAAUCUAUACUGGCCUCUGCCAACACGGACAGCAACAGUAGCAGCAGCAACAGCCUGCUCAAUCCCUACUCGGCCGUUGUUUGGACCGGUGUAGUUCCCAGCAUACGAGCGGCGGCAAACGAAUGGAAUCCUCGUGUCCAUCAGCCAAUGAUAGCUUUGCUGGAUGCUUGGGCACCCCUGUUACCAGCAUGGAUACUGGACAACGUGCUCGAGCAGAUUGUGUUGGUCAAACUGUCGGCAGCCGUCAUCGAAUGGGACCCAUUGACCGAUACGGUUCCCAUCCACUGCUGGAUUCACCCGUGGACGGAACUACUUGGGCCAAAGAUGGAAGGUAACGUCUAUCCAGCCAUUCGUGAAAAAUUGGCCCGCGCCCUCAAAGCUUGGCAUCCGGAGGAUCGGUCCGCCCGCGCAAUGCUAACCCCGUGGAAGGGCGUCUUUGCCGAGGAAGAUCUGCAGGUGUUCCUGGCCAAGAACAUCAUACCCAAGCUCGAGCUGAGGCUUACCGAGCUGAUCAUUAAUCCGCUGCAGCAAGAUUUGGAAAUAUUCAACCAGGUGUGGGAAUGGAACGAACUCAUCUCACCACUGCAAAUGGCCACCAUACUCGACAAGUACUUCUUCCCCAAGUGGCUCCAGACGCUCGUCAUCUGGCUCAACCAAUCGCCCAACUUCGAUCAGGUGUCGCGCUGGUACCAGGGCUGGAAGGCACAGUUCACGGACGAUGUCGUGCGCCACCCGAACGUGAAGGAAUGUUUCCGCAAAGCGCUCGAGCUGAUGCAACGUUCGAUUGGCAUGGGCAGCGGCGGUGUGGCAGGCGCUGCGUCAAGCUCACCUCCGGUAAUGAUGGAACCGAUACCGCCGCCACCGAAACCACCCAUCCCGAUGGACAUUUCGGUCGACACACAGGCGCCAACGCUCGAGUUUAAGGAGCUCGUAUCGCAAAAGUGUGCCGAACGGGGCAUUAUCUUUGCACCGAUGCCGGGACGCCGGGAGCUGGGCAAACAGGUGUACCGCGUUGGGAAGCUGUUUUGCUACAUCGAUCGGUCGGUGUGUAUCAUCAGUCCGGAUGGAGGUGUGAGCUGGACGCCCAUAUCUUUAGCGGCGUUACUGGAACGGGCUGUCAGUGGAUAAGAGAGGGUGGGUUUCAUGGUUCCAUAUUCGCAGAUGUACUGUAAAUUAAUCAAAUAAAGAACACCUUAACUAAAGGGGAAA